GAGGAUGGGGGAAAGGGACAGAGUGAGGACCAUUUACAAGUUCAUGAGCUGGGAUUUAUCUACACGUUUAAACUUUAGUUUACCGGCUCCAUGCUUUCACAAUGAAGUACAAGUUUUUUCAGCUCAGUCAAGCAGGGUGAAGGACAUCUGAGAGAAGACACAAGUUCUCGCCAUGAUGGCCUUGCUGGUGCUGCUGCUCCUGACACAGGCAUUUACAGGAAAUGUGCUCGCCCGAUGGUUCGACUGCCGGCGGCCAGGCCAGGGCUGUAGUCAGGGUCGUUCUUGCCAGAGCGACGGGACGUGUGACUGUCUGGACGGCGUGUCCAGCGCCGACUGCCGCUACUCGUCCCCCGGGUAUUAUGAUGGGGGUACCCUGUGCACCGACGACCUGCAGUGUGCGGCAGGCAGCAAAACAUGCUUCAACUCCUCUCUCACACACGUGGCGGAGGCUUGCGCCUGUCAAGAUGGUUUCCAUGGGGACAAGUGCCAGCUUCCACGGGCUGGCAUACAAUGUUGGGGUGACCGGGUGGCAUUGUCUCUGAUACCCAGAAACUUCAUCGGGAAGAUCUACCCGCUGGAAAGCCUUAUGGGAAAUGGAUCGCAAGACACGUGCUACCUCAUGCCCAUCAGACUGCAGGCGACUAACCCGGACCUGGCUGCCUUCAGUUUUGGCUUCGGUCACUCCCGCCUGUUCCAAAACGACCCAAACCCUUGCCUCGCCGAUCCUGUUGCCACAGAACAAUCAGACAAAGUGGUGUACCAGAUGAAGUACCUCAUACAGUACAACGACAACUACUUGGCCAAUUACGACGAAGUUAUCACCGUGGAAUGUCACGUGGCCAAGUUUCCCACUGGUCCGAUAACGAUGACAGUUGACCUUGAUCCAGCUCAUUUUAGCAUGCUCCUUCAGCAUCACCGACACGAACAGUCGAUUGAGAACUUCAACAUGGUCGUCACCUACGACAACGGAACCCUCGUGGGCAGUGACGAUCUGCUUCCGAUUGGCACGUCACUGGUGGCCAACGUUUCGCUGACGGACCAUAGCAGUAAGGACGUCACUGACCGGCGCUCAGUGCUCGUGCAUUUACACCCAGAGUACCUCUUGGAUCUGUUUAUCAACGAAUGUGAUAUUCGCCCUGCAGAAGAUGAUUCUCAGAACGCAAUCAUUAUAUACAAAGAUGGGUGUGUUAUCCAAAGAUACGGACUGGACGCUGGAGACCCCAGUAUUCGCGGGUAUUUCUGGGUCAAGUUUCUGCUACCCAGGUUUCCUCAGUCUCCAAAUUUGGUGUUGUCGUGUGCUGUGGUCGGCUGUGAGACUAGUGCCAGUUGCCAGCAGAAGGCGAGGGGAUGUGUGACAUCGAGGACACGAAGAGAGGAGGAGCGGUUCCCGGUCCAGCCAGAGACGAGAGAGAAACAACGACUUUCGUGGCUUCUAAGAGUUGAGAGUGAUCUGCCCAUGACAGGAAGCUAAAGACGACCACGUGCCCGCCAGUGACCGGGAGUUGUCGGCCCUGAUCAUCUCCGCGUGCGUGUUUGUUAUCGCUUCUGUCGUCAGCCUCGUCGUUUGUGCGAUCCUUCUUGUGUGGUCCAAAUGGGUGAGCGCCUGCUUUAGAGGAAGGAACACCGAUAAAUGGGGACGUUAAUAAAUGAAAACAACUGACAGGUAGUCGCCUGCAUUGUACAUCUUCUUGAUUUGUCCGGAUCGGCAUCAGUGGUACAAUUUCUUAAAAUCUCUAAAUAAAUU
Pomacea canaliculata is the source of this 1744-nucleotide messenger RNA. Its product is annotated as EGF-like domain-containing protein 2. The transcript is spliced from 9 exons. Bases 173 to 1471 code for a protein of 432 amino acids. The record is from RefSeq and is a predicted model, not a curated record. NCBI's taxonomy places the organism in Eukaryota, Metazoa, Mollusca, Gastropoda, Architaenioglossa, Ampullariidae.